AUGACGUUUGCCGAUAUUUUGGACAAUGUCGGAGGAAUGGGCCGCUUCCAAAGGAUGAUGGUUUCCUUCCUAGCCAUCCCACUGAUGAUGCUGGCCAGUCAUAACCUCCUGCAAAACUUCACAGCCGGCAUCCCGCAGCAUCACUGCCAAAUCCGCAUCGCGUCCAACGCCACUCGUCAAGGAAAUGGUACCAUGGGAAAUUUGGGAGCCCAUCAGUUCCUCAGGAUCUCCGUCCCGAUGGACGCGAACCGACAGCCUGAGCAAUGCCGGCGUUUCACGGCCCCGCAGUGGCGGUUCCUGGACCCAAAUGCGACUCUUAGCAACGAGACGGUAUUUGACACUGAAGCCUGUGAAGAUGGAUGGACUUACGACCGGAGCUUGUUCAGCAACACGAUUGUCAGUGAGUGGAAUCUAGUGUGCGAAUCUCGGUCCCUGAGACAAAUGGCACAAUCUCUUUACAUGGCUGGCGUCUUGAUUGGAUCGCUCCUAAUCGGAAAUCUCUCGGACAGGUUUGGCAGGAAAUCCCUGAUUGUUUGGUGCUAUCUGCAGAUGGGGGUGGCCGGAGCUGGCACGGCCUUUGCGCCCAACUUCACCAUCUAUUGCAUCCUCCGUUUCCUGUGUGGCAUGGCGAUGUCCGGCAUUUCCCUCAAUUCAGUUUCUCUCUGCAUGGAGUGGAUUCCCAGCAAAUACCGGGCCAUCGUUGGCACGACCAAUGGUUACAGCUACACAACUGGGCAGUUCAUCCUGGCUGGCGUGGCGUAUCUCAUCCGCGACUGGCGCUGGCUGCAGCUGGCUGUCUCCCUCCCUUUCUUCAUCUUCUUCCUCUACUCCUGGUUUUUCGUCGAAUCCGCCCGGUGGCUGGCCAUUUCGGGGAACCACGAGAAGGCAACGCAGGGGCUGAAAAAAGCUGCCUGGAUUAACGGGAAGAAGGAAGAAGGGAAUAAACUCAGUGUGGAGGUUUUGAGAGGCAGCAUGCAGGCAGAGGGUUCUCCCAUCAAAUCCAGACACAGUAUGGCCGACCUGGUGCGCACGCCGGGCAUGCGUAAAAUUUCCUUUGGCGUCAGCUUCUUCUGGUUUGCCACCAGCUUCGCUUAUUAUGGGCUGGCCAUGGACCUGCAGAAUUUCAAUUUCAACAUCUACCUGGCCCAGCUGGUGUUUGGCGUCGUCGACAUCCCUUCCAAGUUCAUCUCGGUGAUCACCAUCAUGUACGUGGGCCGACGGUUCUCCCAAGCCCUCUCGCUGAUCAUGGCCGGCGUGUGCAUCUUAGCCAACAUCUUUGUGCCGCAAGAUUUGAGCACUCUGAGGAUGAUUUUUGCCGUGGUUGGCAAGGGAUCUUUGGCUGCUUCUUUCAAUUGUGCCUACAUCUUUUCUGGAGAGCUUUUCCCAACCAUAAUCAGGUGA
Messenger RNA from Notechis scutatus (mainland tiger snake), 1401 nucleotides. Lineage: Eukaryota; Metazoa; Chordata; Lepidosauria; Squamata; Elapidae. The record is from RefSeq and is a predicted model, not a curated record.